Molecule: messenger RNA, 727 nt
Organism: Erythranthe guttata (spotted monkey flower)
Lineage: Eukaryota; Viridiplantae; Streptophyta; Magnoliopsida; Lamiales; Phrymaceae
Source: RefSeq, a predicted model, not a curated record
UAAUUUGCCUUAAUUUUUAAGUUUCUAGACUUAAGAUCAAUGCAAGUUACAAUUUGUCUACUUUCCAAGAAGAAAACAUCUUUCACACCAACCUAAUUUGACUUCAUGGAAAAAAUGAGCACCAAAUGGAAAAAAAAUCAAAUUUUUUCCAUUAUAUAUACUCGUGCACAAUUGGUCUAUAAUUACAAAAACCAAUCAAGAGAGAGAAUAAUAUAAUUAAUUAGUUGAUUUAUUCAAAAAAUGAAAGGAUCUUCUUCAUCACUAAUAAUAAUGAUUCAGGCGGUGGCUCUGAUGAUAAUGGUGGUGGUUCCGGCGGCGGUGUUGGGGCAGACGCCGAGCGAGUGCAACGACGAGAAGAACAAGCUGGAAAACGGGUGCAGGGCGGUGAUAUUCGGGCGGGACCCUACGGCGGCGUGCUGCCAGCAGGUAAGGGCGGCACACCUUUCGUGUGUGUGUCCACUUGUCACUCCGAAGCUGGUUGCAGCCAUCGGUGGGGCCCAACGUGCUAUCAGACUCGUUCAGGGAUGUGGUCGGACCGUUCCUCGUAACUUCAAGUGUGGAAGUUUGACUACUCCUGCUUGAAGAGUUGAACAAUGAUGUUUGAUGAUGAUCGGACAAAGAUAAUUAUUAUUAAAAUAAAAUGAAAUAAUGUAUGAGUUGUACGAGGUUGAUUUUAAUGUGGAAUUGUCUCCAUCAGAAAUAAAUAAAUAGAUAAAGUAAUUUUAUA